CAUUCGCACUAAUCAACCUCCCCAUAUCUACUCCACCUCUCCUUCUUCCAUUCUUUCUUUCUUCUUUCAUACAACUUUUGGAAUCUUAAAUUCUUUCGAUUUUACGAUUUUAUUUCCCUCAAUAUCAUAACACAAAUUAUCUCGAAGUCAACCAUCGAGAUUUACUUUCAAAUAAAGUCGCCACCAUGGGGAUGCUUCCAAGAGAAAUGAUCCCAAGUCUUGGGCUCGCUCGAAGGAGCCUUGAUGCUCUUCGGGGUAAUGAGGCACCAACUGAACAGUUCAAAAUGCCGGCAUGGAGUAUCGUGAUGAUUGGAAGUACUCUUGUUGCAUUCUUCUUCAUGGAUUUUUUGGUACGUUCUUCAAGUCACAUCCACGGUUAUCUCCUUUCCUGAUAUGUUCCUGUGGUCAUGAAUUAAUUAUCUAACUAUCAAGUUAGAUUGAAUAUACCUUCACCAGACUCAUCCCUACUCUUGUUAUGGUCGAAUCUCCUCAAGCUAUUCUAUUUGAACCCCUCACAUCUGAAGAUCCCGAUGCGAAAUCCGAUCUUAAAGGAGAAGUCGAACCGGAACUUUUACUCGUCAAGCAACAACCCAUUACUUCAAGCUUUAAAUCAACAAUCAAACAUCUUCGAGCCCGCGCCGGACGUAAAAGCUCUUUCCGUGGUGUUGGAAUUUACUUUGUUAAGACCUUUGUGCUUCAUCUACAAAUGAAUUUCCUUUCGAUUUUCCUCCCUAAGACCUUCGCCCUUCCUCUUGCAACUAUUCUCUGUGCACCUUUCAGUUUGGCAUGGACACACAUUGUUAUCUCGGAUCCUAGCCCACUUCCAUGGUACAAGAGAAUGCCAGAUGUCGCAACUAUUAAAAAGGUUAUUCCAGCAACAGCUAUCUAUGCUCUCGCCAGAGGAGCCGUUUUCUUCCUCCCAGGUUACCUCGCUCUUUCUUACGGUCUCUUCGAAACUGAUCCAUCAACUAUGACUCCGGAACAAAUCACAACCAUGGGCUUACAAACCGCUUCCGUCAUUACUCUAACCGCUGUGCUUGCCUUCCUUGUUCUCAUCCCAGCAAGUGUCACCCUUACUCGUGUUCAAGCUUCCCUUCUCGCCGAAAAGGAGGAAUCUAUCGUUCCAUUUGAUCGUACAUUUGGUGGACGUGUCUCCGAAGAUGGUGUUUUGGGUGCCCUUGAUGCAUGGAGAACUUUUGAUUGGAACUCUCGUGUUAGAUUGUUAAAAGCAUAUGUCAGGGCUGCUGCCAUGGAAAUUGCUGUCAUAACAUUCUUCGCUACUAUCUUGUGCACACAAGUUAUGUUAGUUCUUGGUACCGAACACAGGACGGUCAUCCUUGGAACAGACUGUCAAGGAAAACCUAUUCAAUUUGAUAUGUAAAGGGUGAAUACUCAUCGUAUCAAUGUUUCUAUCUGUCUCAACUCUGCACUGUCUGGAAGAAAUUGACCCUUGAAUGAGAUAUUGUUAUCCAUUUUUUCAUUUGUUUAACGGGGUGUUGGAUGGGUAGGGGGCUGGAUAGGAGGCUGGAUAGAAGGCGAACUUUUGUGCCAUUGUCAUUUAGACAUAUAGUAAACUGUAUACAGUAUACACCAUACAUCUAUGAAAUUGUAUUAUAAAAAGCAAUUGAUAUUAUUGCUAGUAUUAUUCUUGAUCCGAUCUAUGACUUCCACUUUGAUGUGUUUGUG
This is a messenger RNA of Sclerotinia trifoliorum, 1686 nucleotides long. Lineage: Eukaryota; Fungi; Ascomycota; Leotiomycetes; Helotiales; Sclerotiniaceae. The record is from the annotation of a GenBank genome assembly.